Messenger RNA from Echinostoma caproni, 528 nucleotides. The record is from the annotation of a GenBank genome assembly. NCBI's taxonomy places the organism in Eukaryota, Metazoa, Platyhelminthes, Trematoda, Plagiorchiida, Echinostomatidae.
AUUACCAACGUUUUGUUCAUUCGCGAUGAACUGCGAGGAGCGUUCGGAUUAUGGAAUUACUUAAGCCGUGGCCAAAAACGUCAAAAGUUGCUCAGCAUUCUACGACGUCUGCGACGACGUGGGUUGCUAGAUUUGUUGCAAAUUAGGAAAACGUUCGGGUCUUUGGAUCACCUUCUAAUCCCGCGACAUUUGCUACUCGAGGCUGCGGACAAACCAUUAGAGCCCGGUUCACGACUAACAGUGUGUGGUCGGGCUCGAGACAAACACCUGGCUCGUGAUUCUACUGGUCGUUGGGGUACUGCUGCUGGUGACGACCGAUCGAAAAACGAGGCUGCCCGUCGAAUGAUGGAGGAGAUUUUAGAUCUCGCUGAGUGGAUCAAUAUUCACCAUCUUCCUCAAUGCACACCGACACUGGAGAUUCGGGAUAGAGAUGGAUUCGGAUUGCGGUUCGAUAUAGAACCUUUGCGGUUUCGUGGUUUCCUAGAGCCGUACACCAAAGACGGAUGGUUAACUCGUUUCAAGCAUUGA